GAACAACUGAUUGCGAAAAGAUGCCUGCGUUUUGCCCUCGCUGUGGUGAUUUACUCAAAGGCGUGCCUGUCUGUGCAAAGUGCCAACUCGACGCCGUGACCACUCCAUCGGCAUCUUUUCACGCAGAGUCUAGUCCUGCCGUCGAACUGUCGCCAAUCCUCCCGCCGGUCGUCCAAGCAACACUUAACAGCCCUCUUUGCAUCCGAAAGCUCAAGAAAUGCGGAGUGUGCUCCAACCCCAUCGUGGGCGCUUCCCACUCGACGCGGAAGCUCGGGGGCGACCAAGUUACUUGUCACGAUAUUUGCCUCACGUGUAAGCACUGCCGAAAAUCUAUUAACGACGCCGAUCCUUUGGCUGUGCUGUACCAUUCGGCUUACCACGAGACUUGUGCGGUGGGCUUGCGAGUGUGCCACGGUUGCCAUGAGCCUAUCGUGGGGAAAGCCAUCGACGACGACUCGCGCUGGUUCCACAGAGUUUGCCACGACACACAUGUAAAGGUGAUGGCAUCCGGGCCACCGUCUACAGUGGCAAGUUGCGGGGAACGAGUUCUUGCUUUAUCGUCUGUGCAAGCCCCAAAAGCCCACUCAGACACAAGUGCUUUGAGCAUCACCUACGCCGCGAAUACCGAAUCCUCCACUCAAAUCACAAACCACGACGCGCUCGCCUUGGAGGGUAAUGGCAAGGUCGAAUGCUCCGACCAAGGAAUCGAGGUCACUGGAACGCUAGACACCACCACCGAUGUAGCCGAGCCUAUUCGCCCUCAUGAGGAGGAUUCUACGAGUGACUUCGCGAUAGAUUUCACUACUGAGUCUGAACUACCCGUGAACGACACGUCUGUGAAAGUGUGGCCCCUUCAGAUCAAACCGAACGUCGAGCCCCCGCCAGUCGUCAAACUCGACGAGCCACGUCAAACCUGUUCCGAUAGUAUCCAGUCGGUCCAGUGCCAUUCCUGCGGACUUGACGUCCUGGACGACAGCGCCAUGCAAGUCCCAUCGGGGGACUUAUACCAUGAACAGUGCUUUGUGUGCAGCGCGUGCGCGUUGCCCAUUUCCGACGAACUCAAGGGGUUUACUCAAGUUGACCUCAAGAUGUACCACCCGCCCUGUUAUUACGCGCAAGCAGGGCGCGUUUGCCAUGGAUGCCACGACGUAUGGUCCUUGGGAUGUUAUUGAUUUCACAUUACCUAUAAACAAUUAUAUUAGAAAUAUAUACAUGUAUAUUAUAUAUAAAUAUGUAGGCGUUGGUGGAUGGGACUGCCAUCAUGCAUGCCAUAUCGAAGCGCUAUCACCCGCGCUGCUUUCGCUGCACCGAUUGUUCCACGGUCUUGACAAACGAAUAUUUGGUCGUGAACGACGACGUUGUGUGUCGCGAGUGCUAUUUCCACCUGAUCUUGUCCCAGUCGACACGAGAGGAAGCGGCGACGGCUGUGCACUCAGUCGUGGCCAGCGUAAGCCUCAUCUCUCCCCGUCUUUCCAUAUCGAAUGUAUGACGAUAGGACAUUUGCCAACUGGACGUGGCCGCCGGGGAAAAGCUGACGAUUGUAUCGGACGAUCAAGGCGGGUGGUCCAUUGCGAAGAGUGGCGACCACCGCGUAGGGUACCUCCCCAGCACCGCCUUUGAGAUGACUCGUGUGGGCUAAGAUAAGGCAAUAUCAGGACCGUAGCUCGACUAGAAAAAUACGAGAAUAACAUGAUCAUUUUCAUCUAGGCCC
This is a messenger RNA of Aphanomyces astaci, 1711 nucleotides long. RefSeq lists its product as hypothetical. Bases 21 to 1172 code for a protein of 383 amino acids. NCBI's taxonomy places the organism in Eukaryota, Oomycota, Saprolegniomycetes, Saprolegniales, Verrucalvaceae. The record is from RefSeq and is a predicted model, not a curated record. Gene Ontology annotation, cellular component: nucleus; Z disc. Gene Ontology annotation, molecular function: protein binding; transcription coregulator activity. The transcript has 11 exons.